GCACCUCCAAGAUGAUGAGUUAUUAUAUGGACACAACCAUCGGCAGCACAGCUCCUUACCCUUUGGCUCGGCCUGGGAUGAUGAAACAAGGAGUCCCCGCUCCCUGCGAGGAUCCCUGGGUGACGUGCGGCUUCCAGGCCUCCUGCUGCCCUCCCCGGCCGUGCUGCCCGCUGUGGGACGAGCCCGCCACGCAGGAGGUGCCCACCGGGCUGGAGCACUACAGCACGGACAUGGAAUGUGCGGAUGUGCCUUUAUUAACGCCCAGCAGCAAAGAAAUGAUGUCCCAGGCACUGAAAGCCACGUUCAGCGGCUUUGCCAAGGAACAGCAGCGGCUGGGAAUUCCCAAAGACCCCCAGCAGUGGACGGAGACGCACGUGCGGGACUGGGUGAUGUGGGCAGUGAACGAGUUCAGCCUGAAGGAAGUGGAUUUCCAGAAGUUCUGCAUGAACGGAGCAGCCCUCUGUGCCCUGGGCAAGGAGUGCUUCCUGGAGCUGGCGCCUGACUUUGUGGGAGAUAUCCUCUGGGAACACCUGGAGAUCCUGCAGAAAGAAGAGGUGAAACCGUACCCAGCAAACGGAGUGAACACCACAUACCCCGAGUCCCGCUACACUUCAGACUACUUCAUUAGUUAUGGCAUCGAGCACGCCCAGUGCGUGCCCCCCUCCGAGUUCUCUGAGCCCAGCUUCAUCACCGAGUCCUACCAGACGCUGCACCCCAUCAGCUCGGAGGAGCUGCUGUCCCUCAAGUACGAGAGCGAUUAUCCCUCGGUGCUGCUGCGGGAGCCGGCGCAGGACUCGCUGCAGACAGACUACUUCUCCAUCAAGCAGGAGGUGGUGACGCCGGACAACAUGUGCAUGGGCCGUGCCAGCCGAGGUAAGCUGGGAGGCCAGGACUCCUUCGAGAGCAUAGAGAGCUACGACAGCUGUGACCGCCUGACGCAGUCCUGGAGCAGCCAGUCCUCCUUCCAGAGCCUGCAGCGCGUCCCCUCCUACGACAGCUUUGACUCCGAGGACUACCCUGCCACCCUGCCCAGCCACAAGCCCAAGGGCACCUUCAAGGACUAUGUGAGGGACCGGGCCGACAUGAACAAGGACAAGCCUGUCAUUCCUGCUGCCGCCCUGGCUGGCUACACAGGCAGCGGACCCAUCCAACUGUGGCAAUUCCUGCUGGAACUGCUCACUGACAAGUCCUGUCAGUCCUUCAUCAGCUGGACGGGUGAUGGCUGGGAAUUCAAACUUUCAGACCCAGAUGAGGUGGCCCGGCGAUGGGGCAAGAGGAAAAACAAGCCCAAGAUGAACUACGAGAAGCUGAGCCGCGGGCUGCGCUAUUACUACGACAAGAACAUCAUCCACAAGACGGCCGGGAAGCGCUACGUGUACCGCUUCGUGUGCGACCUGCAGAGCCUGCUGGGCUACACCCCCGAGGAGCUGCACGCCAUGCUCGACGUCAAACCCGACGCCGACGAGUGACAGGGACGCGGGGGCACCGCUGUCCUCCGGGAGAGCCCACGGGACUCGUUUGGUGGUUCUUUUUUACUGAUUUUCGCUGUUCUUCUGCUUGGUUUUUGUUUUGUUUUUUUUUGGUUUUUUUUCUUCCAAGGGCCACGCAGAUUCGAGGCUUUGAGGAUGUCGGGGGACAGGAGGGAGGAAGAGGAAAACUUUUGGGAAGGAUGGGCUUUUUGUUGAUUUCCUGAAAGCACCAAGACAGGCUUUUCUGGAGGCAAAUUCAGAGUUUUAAGAGAGCCAGAAAAAUGUAGCUCACUUAAAAAACAAAACAAGGGUCCCCCUCCCCACCCGUGGUUGUUUAGAAGAAAAUGCGAUUGAAUGGAUCCCUUUGGUUGCUCACACACAAACUGACAGGUCAGAAAUGACAAUAUUCCUGAGGAUUUGAGGAAUUUAAACUUUAUUUCUUUUGGAAAACCAAAAUGGGUGAAUAUUCUUGCUAUGGGGAGGGGCAAUAUAGGAAAAAGCCAAGAACUGUUGUUCUUGUUCCAUCACCUUUCUGUCCAUUGUCUUCUUUUCUACGAGAGAUAGAGUUUUUCCUGGGAGGGAUCAAGACUUUUUUAUUUUUUUUUAAGGUUUUUUUAUUAAAUUUUGUGCCAGUA
Hirundo rustica (Barn swallow) is the source of this 2104-nucleotide messenger RNA. RefSeq names its product ETS proto-oncogene 1, transcription factor (gene ETS1). The transcript is spliced from 9 exons. Lineage: Eukaryota; Metazoa; Chordata; Aves; Passeriformes; Hirundinidae. Bases 12 to 1469 code for a protein of 485 amino acids. Gene Ontology annotation, molecular function: sequence-specific DNA binding; DNA-binding transcription factor activity, RNA polymerase II-specific. Gene Ontology annotation, cellular component: nucleus. Gene Ontology annotation, biological process: regulation of transcription by RNA polymerase II; cell differentiation. The record is from RefSeq and is a predicted model, not a curated record.